Messenger RNA from Entamoeba invadens IP1, 330 nucleotides. RefSeq names its product 60S ribosomal protein L30-3, putative. Gene Ontology annotation, molecular function: RNA binding; structural constituent of ribosome. Bases 1 to 330 code for a protein of 109 amino acids. The transcript has a single exon. The record is from RefSeq and is a predicted model, not a curated record. Gene Ontology annotation, cellular component: cytosolic large ribosomal subunit. Lineage: Eukaryota; Evosea; Mastigamoebida; Endamoebidae.
AUGUCGUCCGUCAAACAAGCCAAGAAGACGCAAGAGGGAGUCAACUCCAAAUUAGCCCUUGUAACGAAGAGUGGGAAGUAUGUUCUUGGGACAAAGAGCACUUUGAAGUCCAUUCGUGAAGGGAAGAGCAAGUUGGUCAUCAUCUCAUCGAACUGCCCAUCUUUGGAAAGAGCCAGAGUUGAAUACUAUGCUGUUCUUGCUAAGGUGAAUGUUGUGCAUUAUGCUGGAACAAACGUCGACUUAGGAACUGCUUGCGGACGUUACUUCGGUGUUUCUGUCCUCUCCAUUGUUGAUGCUGGGGAUUCUGAUAUUAUCAAAGCUGCAGAAUAA